UGCUUCUAAUUUGUUUCCAUUAACAUUUUACUUUCUCUCCUUUGUCUGAAUCACCCACACCCCUCUCCUCCCUCUUGCUGUCUCUAUCUUUCCAUCCAACCCCCCCAGCAAAGGGCAAGGAAGUUUGAGAAAAACAGGCAUCCAGCAGGGACCUGCAGAACCAUGAGCGACUUGAAGACCGGAUGAGAACAUCUUAUAAUCAGGAACAUUUCAAUGACAAAUACACGUAUAUUCCGAUGCGCAGAUCAGGUAUUAUGAGUCACAUCUUUGAAGGCAGAGCGUGAUCCAACAACUCAGCAACUAAGUCCUACUCUCAAGUAAAGUACAUAGGAAAGAUGACCACUGAAACUGCAGUCAAGUUUAAUGAAACACUGCAGAGCACAGCUAUAACCGACCUUUAUAACACUACCAUGGAGAAUAUCUCGAUAAAUACCACAAAAUUGCCAAUGGAUUUUACUGACCCCUUACCUAUCAUCAUCUCACUUGUGUGCAUUUUUCUGCUUAUUGCCACCUGCCUAGUUUUUGUGACACUAUGCAAGCCUGCUGCCCUAGAUCAGUCUCUAUAUGGUCCACGAGAAUUCAUGCCCUAUCAUGUGGAAGAUGCCAGUGAACCACAGCUCAGACUUUGGAAGAGGAUAGGCUCACUCCGCCAAUCAAUCAACAGCUUUAGAAGAAGUCGGCCAAUUUCUCAGUGCCAAAGGACAUGUCCAAGGCAGACACCAACCACUCGUGACUGGUCUUUUUUUGAGUCUACUAAAAUGUAAUGGGGCAUUGUUGCUAUCUUUAUUAUCCAUUUUUAGUACCGGAAUCUGAAUGUUCCAUUUUUCUCUACAUUUCUGCAAAUCUAUACCAAAAUGCACAUGUUAGUUGGGGAUUUUGCCUUGAAUUUUGACACAGAUUUGCCCCAGAUCUCACCCUUUGCAUUUCAGAGAGAGAAAUCUGCACAAACAUUUGACAUGCUGUAGAUUUCAAAAUCCACAGGUCCAUUUCGGAAUGGAAAAUUUCCGUGAGUUUAAAAAUUUCAGCUACCUAGCUGGUACUGGUACUGUGGAUUUUCCGCAUAAUCCUUGCAGAAAAUACGCGGCACAAAAGAGCAACAAUACUAAUAAGAAGACAUUCAAGAACCACUCUUCAGUGCUAUAUUCAAGUAUUGUUGCACAAAGUGAAUUUUAUAGAACGUUAUAGAACUCUAGAUUCUAAGCACAAAAUAGAUGCCAAUUAAUUUAGCUGUAUUUUUCCUUGGGUUGUUUAAAUUAAUGGUCACGUCUGGCUGGAGUAACGGAGCUGGACAUCUUCACAAGUUUGCAGCCAUUAAAGAUUAAUCAUGCAU
This is a messenger RNA of Bufo gargarizans (Asiatic toad), 1330 nucleotides long. It is a transcript of the gene C6H10orf105, whose product is annotated as chromosome 6 C10orf105 homolog. Lineage: Eukaryota; Metazoa; Chordata; Amphibia; Anura; Bufonidae. The transcript is spliced from 3 exons. The coding region runs from base 336 to 764 and encodes 142 amino acids. The record is from RefSeq and is a predicted model, not a curated record.